This is a messenger RNA of Acanthosepion pharaonis, 3444 nucleotides long. The record is from the annotation of a GenBank genome assembly. NCBI's taxonomy places the organism in Eukaryota, Metazoa, Mollusca, Cephalopoda, Sepiida, Sepiidae.
AUGAAGAAUUUAUCUGUCUUGGGAAAAUAUUCGUCAUUUUUAAAUCUUUAUCAUACAUUAUUUUCUGUUUAUCUCAUCUUUUUUCAUUUCCAUAUUGUUCAUAUUGUCCAUAUUGUUUCUUCUUUUUUGUUUUCUUCUUUUAUUUCUGAUUCUUGGAUUCUUUUUUUAACCUUUUUUCUUUCUUUCAUUUCUCUGCACACUUUUCUCUUUCUCUAUUUUCUUAUUUUUUUCUCUCUUCUUUUUCACUUUUUCUACCUCUUUUUUAUUUCUGUUCUUUUCCAUCUUUUCUCUCUCAUUACCUAUUAUUUUCUUAAUUUUUUCCUUUUAUCGCUUUUCUCCUUCAUUUCUUUCAUUUGGCCCAAACUCUAUUUUUUAUUUCUUAAUCUUUUUUUCCUGGCCUCAAAACUCUCUAUUAUAUAUCUUUUAUCUCUCUUUUCUUCCUGGCCUCAAACUCUCUAUUAUAUAUCUUUAUCUCUCUUUUUCCUGGCCUCAAACUCUAUUAUAUCUUUAUCUUUUCUUCCUGGCCUCAAAUAUAUAUCUUUCAUUCUUUUCUCUGGCCUUCUCUCUUUUCUCUCUUUUCUCCCUGGCCUCAAACUCUCUAUUAUAUAUCUUUUAUCUCUUUUUCUCCCUGGCCUCAAACUCUCUAUUAUAUAUCUUUUAUCUCUUUUCUCCCCUCCUCCAAACUCUCUAUUAUAUAUCUUUUAUCUCUUUCUAUUAUAUAUCUUUUAUCUCUUUUUCCCUCCUCAAAACUCUCAUUAUAAAUCUCUCUUUUUCUCAGCCUCAAAUUAUUUUCUUUUUUCUCCUUUUCCUCAAAGUUUAUUAUAUAGUGUUCUCUCCUAUCUCUCUUUUCCCCUCCUCAAACUCUCUAUUAUAUAUCUUUUAUCUCUCUUUUCUUGGCCUCAAACUCUCUAUUAUAUAUCUUUUAUCUCUCCCUGGCCUCAAACUCUCUAUUAUAUAUCUUUUUCUCUUUUCUUUCUCCCUGGCCUCAAACUCUCUAUUAUAUAUCUUUUAUCUCUCUUUUCUCCCUCUCCUCAAACUCUCUAUUAUAUAUCUUUUAUCUCUCUUUUCUCCCUGGCCUCAAACUCUCUAUUAUAUAUCUUUUAUCUCUCUUUUUUCUCAAACUCUCUAUUAUAUAUCUUUUAUCUCUCUUUUCUCCCUGGCCUCAAACUCUCUAUUAUAUAUCUUUUAUCUCUUUUCUUCCUGGCCUCAAACUCUCUAUUAUAUAUCUUUUAUCUCUCUUUUCUCCCUGGCCUCAAACUCUCUAUUAUAUAUCUUUUAUCUCUCUUUUCUUUACUCUCUUUUUCUUUUCCCUGGCUCCUCAAACUCUCUAUUAUAUAUCUCUCUUUUCUUUGGCCUCAAACUCUCUAUUUUCUCCCAAACUCUCAAUCUUUUAUCUCUCUUUUCUCCCUCUCCUCAAACUCUCUAUUAUAUAUCUUUUAUCUCUCUUUUCUCCCUGGCCUCAAACUCUCUAUUAUAUAUCUUUUAUCUCUCUUUUCUCCCUGGCCUCAAACUCUCUAUUAUAUAUCUUUUAUCUCUCUUUUCUUCCUGGCCUCAAACUCUCUAUUAUAUAUCUUUUAUCUCUCUUUUCUCCUCCUCAAACUCUUAUAUAUCUUUUAUCUCUCUAUUUUAUCUUUUUUCUUUUCCUCUCCCUCAAACUCUCUAUUAUAUCUUUUAUCUCUUUUUUCUUUCCUGGCCUAUAUUAUAUAUCUUUUUCUCUCUUUUCUCCCUGGCCUCAAACUCUCUAUUAUAUAUUUUAUCUCUCUUUUCUCCAAACUCUCUAUUAUAUAUCUUUUAUCUCUCUUUUCUCCCUGUCCUCCAAACUCUCUAUUAUAUCUUUUUUAUCUCUCUUUCCCUCCUCAAACUCUCUAUUAUAUAUCUUUUAUCUCUCUUUUCUUCCUGGCCUCCAAACUCCUAUUAUAUAUCUUUUUCUCUGGCCUCAAACUCCUCUAUAUAUUUAUCUCUCUUUUUUUUAUAUUUUUUCUCUUUUCUCCCUCUCCUCAAACUCUAAUACUGGCCUCAAACUCUCUAUUAUAUAUCUUUUAUCUCUCUUUUCUCCCUCUCCUCAAACUCUCUAUUAUAUAUCUUUUUUCUCUCUUUUUCUCCCUGGCCUCAAACUCUCUAUAUAUAUAUCUUUAUACUCUCUCUUUUCUAUCAAACUCUAUUUAUAUCUUUUAUCUCUUUUCUCCCUGGCCUCAAACUCUCUAUUAUAUAUCUUUUAUCUCUUUUUUUUUCAAACUCUCUAUUAUAUAUCUUUUAUCUCUCUUUUCUUUUUCUAUUAUAUAUUCCUGGCCUCAAACUCUCUAUUAUAUAUCUUUUAUCUCUUUUUCUCCCCUGGCCUCAACUCUCUAUUUAUCUCUCUUUUCUCCCCUGGCCUCAAACUCUCUAUUAUAUAUCUUUUAUCUCUCUUUUCUCCCUGGCCUCAAACUCUCUAUAUAUCUUUUAUCUCUUUUUUCUCCCCUUCCUCAAACUCUCUAUAUAUCUUUAACUCUCUCCUAUUAUAUAUCUUUUAUCUCUCUUUUCCCUGGCCUCAAACUCUAUUAUAUAUCUUUUAUCUCUUUUUCUCCUCUCCUCAAACUCUCUAUUAUAUAUCUUUUAUCUCUUUUUCUCCCUCUCCUCAAACUCUUUAUAUCUUUUUCUCUCUUUUUCCCUGGCCUCAAACUCUCUAUUAUCUUUUAUCUCUCUUUUCUUGGCUUCAAACUCUCUAAUAUAUAUCUUUUAUCUCUCUUUCUCCUGCCCAAACUAUCUUUAUAUCUUCUCUCUUUUCUCCCUCUCCUCAAACUCUCUAUUAUAUAUCUUUUAUCUCUCUUUUCUCCCUGGCCUCAAACUCUCUAUUAUAUAUCUUUUAUCUCUCUUUUCUCCCUGGCCUCAAACUCUCUAUUAUAUAUCUUUUAUCUCUCUUUUCUCCCUGGCCUCAAACUCUCUAUUAUAUAUCUUUUAUCUCUCUUUUCUCCCUCUCCUCAAACUCUCUAUUAUAUAAUUUUUCCUCCUCUCUUUUUUCUUUUUCCUCAUAUUUUUAUGGCCUCUUUUCUUCCUGGCCUCAAACUCUCUAUUAUAUAUCUUUUAUCUCUUUUCCUGGCCUCAAACUCUCUAUUAUAUAUCUUUUAUCUCUUUUUUCUCCCUCCUCAAACUCUCUAUUAUAUAUCUUUUUAUCUCUCUUUUUUCUCCCUGUCCUCAAACUCUUUAUAUAUCUUUUAUCUCUUUUUCCCUCUCCUCAAACUCUCUAUUAUAUAUCUUUUAUCUCUUUUCUCCCUGGCCUCAAACUCUCUUUAUAUCUUUUAUCUCUUUUCUUUUUUCUUUUAUCUCUCUUUUUCCCCUGGCCUCAAACUCUCUAUUAUAUAUCUUUUAUCUCUUUUCUCCCUCCAAACUCUUUAUCUUUUAUCUCUCUUUUCUCCCACUCCUCAAACACUUUUUAUCUCUCUUUUCUCCUUCUCAAACUCUAUAUAA